Molecule: messenger RNA, 1089 nt
Organism: Daucus carota subsp. sativus
Lineage: Eukaryota; Viridiplantae; Streptophyta; Magnoliopsida; Apiales; Apiaceae
Exons: 2
Coding region: 1-1089 (362 amino acids)
Source: RefSeq, a predicted model, not a curated record
AUGAAAUUUAAUCGGCAUUUGCAGUCGAUUCGUGUAGCAGAGAAGAUUACACAAAGGGUUGAGGGGCAGUUAUCUAAAUCACAGAAAGAAUUCCUUCUGCGUCAGCAGAUGAGGGCUUGUCUUGUUGAAGCUUUCAAUGAUUUCAUAGAUGCAGCUUGUCUUGUUGAAGCACCGUUGGUAAACUCUGAGUACACUUGGUUUGGCCCUUUUAAUAAGAAAGCACGCCUAGACAGAGCUCUUCUGUCCACUGACUGGUUUAGUCUUGGUGAUUGGGUUCUGGCUGGACUAAACAGGAAAACGUCGGAUCACUCCCCUGUAUUGCUAAAAAAUUCAGCUUUUGAUUGGGGUCCGCGUCCUUUCCGUUUCUUCAAUAGCUGGCUAGAAAGUAAGGACCUUAUACAUCAGAUGCGUUCUGCUUGGAAUUGCAACAAACAAGCUUCCAUUCAGCAUAAAUUCAAAUCUAUUAGAUGGGUGGCAAGGGACUGGAACAAGCACAAAUUGGGAAACAUAGAUAAAAGAAUUCUGGAAGCGGAGAAACAGAGGGAUCAGCUAGACAACUAUAUCGGUUCUCCUUCUAUUACUUCAAGCGUUGCACCGGAAUUAGAUAAAUUGGCUAUAGCCAAGAGGCAAGCGUUCAACUCCAUAAAGAAAAUCAAAUAUGACGACAUAAUCCAUGAAUCACCGCCCCGAAUUAAACAGGUAUUUUUUGAGCACUUCAAAAAUUUCCUGGGUGAAGUACAUGAAGAAGAGAUCUUUACCAUGGGGGACCUUUUCAGCAAGAAAUUAUCAAUCAUCCAGAGCAACCAGUUGGUAGAGAAGUUCAGCUUAGAGGAGGUUGAGAUUGCUUUACACAGUACGGACAAGACCAAAGCGCCAGGUCCUGACGGGCUAAAUGCAGGGGUCAUUUCCUCUCUGUGGCCGUGGAUCAAAAGCGAAGUCAUGGCAUUCUUUCAUGAGUUCCACGCUUCUGGUAAAAUUCCCGAUGGUAGUAACUCAUCAUUCAUAGCACUAAUUCCGAAAAAGCUUGAUCCUAUAUUGCCUUCGGACUUUAGACUGUUAGGUCCAAUCAGACGUAGAAGGGGGGGUUGA